AUGACUGAAACAUCAGAAGAACGCCGUAAAAGACUUAACCGCGAACGUCAGCAACGAUAUCGUAAGAAAUUACAACAAACAAGUGGUACAAAUAGUACAGAGAUAGCUUGUAAUACACCUACAAGAGAAGAAGAAUUCAGAGCAACAAAAGAAGCAGCAAGACAAAGAAAUGAAGUUGAAGUUUCACAUCAACAAAUAUCACGAAAAGAGAAGGAAAGAGAGAGACUCCUUUCCUGUAACAGCACUUUUGAAGAAGUUGCUUCUCGAAAUGAAUCGCCUGCUCUCAAUCCUUCUGUUCUUGCUAG
Molecule: messenger RNA, 305 nt
Organism: Racocetra persica
Lineage: Eukaryota; Fungi; Glomeromycota; Glomeromycetes; Diversisporales; Gigasporaceae
Source: the annotation of a GenBank genome assembly